Molecule: messenger RNA, 1218 nt
Organism: Trifolium pratense (red clover)
Lineage: Eukaryota; Viridiplantae; Streptophyta; Magnoliopsida; Fabales; Fabaceae
Exons: 4
Coding region: 47-991 (314 amino acids)
Biological process (GO): proteolysis
Molecular function (GO): cysteine-type peptidase activity
Source: RefSeq, a predicted model, not a curated record
AAUUGACUUGGACAAUGUCACUCCAAAGAAAAGAAAAAAGCAUAAUAUGCUUUAUUCUGAUAAUACAUAUCCUGAGCGUCGACGGGCGGUGAAGAAAUCGAAAUACCUUGCAAGCCCAUAUGAUGACGUUGUCCACAAGUCUGCUGCAACGGAGUUGCAGAAAAAAUUAUCAACAUAUGCUUGGAACCCGGAGCUUGAUAAGGAUCACAUUAUGUACUGCUCAGACAACAAGGCUCAUUUGUAUUCUCUACAAAGGGCUGACUUCUGGACACUUCAAAAAGAUGAAUGGGUAUCAUGCUUUGUCAUAAACAGUUGGGUUAAUUGUUUAAAUUGGAAUCAGCAGGACAACAUGACAAGACUAGUGACACCAUUGGUUAAUUAUUUUGACAUGGAAAGAAUGCCUCCUGUAACUAAAUCAAUUGCGCACUGGAGAUUCGUUGACAGACUGAAAAAUUUUAAGUACAUGGAUUGGAAGGCCAUUGACCCUACAAAGCUAGAAUACAUCAUGACACCAGCAAUAGCUGGCAAUCCAGGAAGCCAUUAUGUCUGCUUUGUCGUCAAUUUUAAAAGCCACAAAUUUGAAUUCCUAAACAGCUUGACGGGGGGAGGAGAGAAAUUGCAGUUACCAAAUGGUGAACCUAGCUUAUACAAACAGAUGUUUGAUGUUUGGCUGAAUGAGGUGGAAGCAUUUGUGACAGAAUUAUAUAAGUUAUGGAAAAUCAAAAUGCCUUUCCAAUUCACCACAUUCAAUUGGGAUACACCAAAGGUGCCUACUCAAGUUGAUUCAGACAAUUGUGGAGUGUUUUGCAUGAAGUUUCUUGAUGAAUGGGGUGGUGAAAUGCAAUCUUUCAAAGGUUGGUCCAAACUUAGGAAACAUGGGGACAAUGGAAAGAUUGCAAAAAUUAUGGAUCUCCGCAUUGAUCUAUGUUCAGCUAUAUUAACCAACUCUAGCAAUUCCAGAAAAGAACAAGUGCUGAAGGAUGCAACUUGAUGGUUUUUUUUUUUUGACAAAGAAGCAACUUGAUGGUUAAGCACUACAAUUUGUAAAAUGGUUUGGUGCUUCUCUGUAAAAUGGUUAGAAACCAUUAGUGGUAUUAAAUGGUUUCAAGCUGUUGUACAAAGAAACCAUUUGGCAACAGGGUUUAGGAUGUUUUAAACAUUUUAAUAUUUGUUUACAUAACAUUUUAGUUUUAAUGAAUUUUACUUUGUAUGGUAAAA